GAGUGUAUAACACUCUGCAGCCAGCCACAAUGUGUGUCAGAGGACUGUCUGUGCUCCCAAAGUAGAUGACUGCUACAAAACCUGGUGUCUGUAUUAGUGACUGCGAGAUACGAGAAGAAUUGGUUCGCACGUUAUCAUCCCGAGUCAGGACGAGGUGAGCAUCUUCUAAUUUCAGAGGUUUUUCGAUUGUGGGAUAGAAUGCCGGCGAUCAUGAGUAAAAACUCCGAUUUGGAGUUUGACUCCUUACAACCGUGUUUCUACCCGGAUGAGGACGACUUCUACUUCUGUGGUCCCGACUCUGCGCCACCGGGGGAGGACAUCUGGAAGAAAUUCGAGUUGUUGCCCACUCCGCCCCUCUCCCCGAGCCGAGCCGCGCUACCGGGGGAGCCGGCGACCGCCUCCCCGGAAGCGGACCCUCUGGGUUUCGGCUUGGGGGACCCUCUGGACUGGGCUUCCGAGCUGCUGCUCCUGCCAGAGGAUGAUAUCUGGGGAGCGUCCGACGACGUGGACCUGUUCGGCUCCGCUUUGGAUACUACUAACCCCAACAGCAUCAUUAUCCAGGACUGUAUGUGGAGCGGCUUCUCCGCCAGGGAAAAGCUGGAGCGGGUGGUCACGGAGAAACUCGGCAAGGCUAUUUCCACGGUCGCGGCCGGGGGCAGGAACGUGUGCGUCAAGGCGCCGGAGGUGGUGAGCCGCAGCUCGGUGUCAGAGUGCGUGGACCCCACGGUAGUCUUCCCCUUCCCGGUCAACAAGAAGAACGGCAGCAGAGACUCAACCGGGACCGUAAACACAUCCACAACCCACGGAAGCGCUUCCAGUGACUCCGAAGAGGAAGAUGAAGAUGAUGAUGAGGAAGGAGAGGAGGAAGAAGAAGACGAGGACGAGGAGGAAGAGGAGGAAGAGGAGGAGAUUGAUGUGGUGACGGUGGAGAAGAGGCGCUCCACGAUCAGCAAGGCGUCACCCAUGGCGACGGGCACCGUCACCAUCUCUGUGCAUCCCAAGAGUCAAGAUACAAGAGGAAAUGUCUCAGGGUCCGGCGUGGUGAGCCGGUUUGUCAGCCGGGCUCCUCAAGAGCUGAUCCUGAAGAGGAGCUCGGUCCACCAGCAGCAGCACAACUACGCGGCCCCCUCGCCGUACGCCUCAGACGACGACCCCGCGCCGCCCCCAAAGAAGCAAAGGACCACGUCAGACGCACCGAGACCUCCCACCAGAACCAUCUCCUCGUCCUCCUCCACGUCCUGCAGCUCGGUCACCAGCACGUCGGGGGCGCGCAGCAGCAGCGGCAGCGGCAGCAGCAGCAGCAGUAAGCGCAGCGCCGGCGGAGACAGCAGCCCGCGUGGCAGUUCCGACUCAGAGGACAGCGAGCGCCGGCGCAACCACAACAUCCUUGAGCGCCAGCGCCGCAACGACCUGCGCUCCAGCUUCCUGACGCUGCGCGACCACGUGCCGGAGCUGGCGCACAACGAGAAGGCGGCGAAGGUGCUGAUCCUCAAGAAGGCCACUGAGUACGUGAGCUCGCUGGAGACGGAGGAGAUGAGGCUCCAGCAGGAGAAGGACAGGCUCCAGGCCCGCAGGCAGCAGCUGAUGCGCAGGCUGGAGCAGGCGAGGACUCGCUAACAGACAACCGCUACAACACAGAAACACUCACAUAUAAACCCUGGAUGACCCCCCCACCCUCCUGUCUCAGCUCAGUCUGUCUGAAAUUAGAUAUACACACACACACACACACACAGAGAAACACACACAAAUAGGCCUGUACACUUCAGCACAGCCACACAGGCCUGCAUAUCUGUUGUACAUGUGCACAGACAAAAACACAAUAUCUCAGAGGACGUUUAUCUUCAGAUGCCGACACACACCUGGAGGAGGAGGAGGAGGAGGAGGAGGAGGAGGAGGUGGGGGUUGUUGCUGGAGGGAUGCUCGGACUUUCACUGCCGCCACUUUUUUUGCACAUUUGUUGACGUUAAGAAUGUUAAGGGUUUACUUUUUCAAUCCAGUCACAUUGAGGAAAGAUGAAAAAGAGAAAAGAUUGAGGAAGGAGUGAGGACACACUUUUUUUUGGUCUUCCCUUCCUCUGUUUCUUUCUUUUUUAAAAAAAAAUAUCAUUUCUAUUUGUAUCUUGUUUCUUUUUGUACUCACUGUGACACCAGCCUGGAAUCAGGGGAUUCCCACAGGGACAGGUGUUAGGAGGGCACUUUUGCUUGGAGAGUUCACGUACAAGAAGCAGUGCACAUUUAACUUUUGCCUUCACCACUGCAAAAAUAACAAAAAAAAACUGAAGAGACUAUGAUGACUGAGGCGUUAUGGGUCACAUAGACGAUGCCACUACAGGUUCUCUUUCUCUCACUCCUCUCACACUGGUGCUCAAACCAAGUCAGUGGAUGUAUAACUGUGCACCUUGCUAGCCGACACUUUUGUAUAUAACAAUAGUGUACAGACAAAAUACACUCAGAUCUGCCUUGUUUUGUAAUACAAUUUGUCCUUGGUUUUUUUUUAUACAUGUCAGGAAGCUGCCAAUAACUAGACUGGAAGUUUAUAUACAUUUUAAAGUACUGUAAGGCCUCGAUUUUUGAGAGUCAUGAACUUUGUAAUAUAACAAUAUAUUGUUUUUUUCUUCUUUUUCUUUGUAUUGUAUCAUAUUACUAAUUCUACACACCUUUAUGCUUUUAGUGUGAACCUGAUACAUACUAAAUUUGAUACUUAUAUUUUCGUAUGAAAAUGAGUUCUCGGUAGAUAUCACUUUAUCUCGUCGUUUUUUUUCUUCUAUCUCAAAUAAUUCUUUUGUACAGCAAAUGUGUUCUAUCCUUAUGUACCUGGCCUUUUUUCUUUCCCUCUCUUUUGUUUAUAUUUGUAACUAUCGGGUGCAUAGAACUGGGUAAACGGAUAUAAGAUGUUUGUUUUUUUCAUUUUUAAAAUGUACAUUUAGUGCUGCAACUCAUAGCACUUUGAAAUACCUCAUUUUGAAAAAUAAAUAGACAUCAUAAAAUCCUCA
This is a messenger RNA of Lates calcarifer (barramundi perch), 2992 nucleotides long. It is a transcript of the gene mycn, whose product is annotated as MYCN proto-oncogene, bHLH transcription factor. The transcript is spliced from 3 exons. Gene Ontology annotation, molecular function: DNA-binding transcription factor activity, RNA polymerase II-specific; RNA polymerase II cis-regulatory region sequence-specific DNA binding; protein dimerization activity. The coding region runs from base 199 to 1617 and encodes 472 amino acids. Gene Ontology annotation, biological process: regulation of transcription by RNA polymerase II. The record is from RefSeq and is a predicted model, not a curated record. NCBI's taxonomy places the organism in Eukaryota, Metazoa, Chordata, Actinopteri, Centropomidae.